This is a messenger RNA of Lacerta agilis (Sand lizard), 6365 nucleotides long. It is a transcript of the gene SACK1H, whose product is annotated as family with sequence similarity 83 member H. The transcript has 5 exons. Bases 98 to 3460 code for a protein of 1120 amino acids. The record is from RefSeq and is a predicted model, not a curated record. Gene Ontology annotation, cellular component: keratin filament. Gene Ontology annotation, biological process: protein localization to cytoskeleton; intermediate filament cytoskeleton organization; positive regulation of cell migration. Gene Ontology annotation, molecular function: keratin filament binding. NCBI's taxonomy places the organism in Eukaryota, Metazoa, Chordata, Lepidosauria, Squamata, Lacertidae.
AGGUGAAUCAGGCGUCGCGGCAGGAGAGGCAGCCGCCGCCCGGAAAGAGGACCCGCGCCUGCCCUGGCUCACCUGGCAAGUGCCCCCAUCUGUCGCCAUGGCUCGCCGGUCUCAGAGCUCUUCGCAGGGCGACAACCCCCUGGACCCCAACUACCUCCCGCCCCACUACAAGGAGUACUACCGCCUCGCUCUGGACACACUGGCCGAGGAUGGGGAGGAGAACUACCACCGCUUCCUGGCUGAGGAGGGCGCCCCGGACUUCCUCUGCCCCUCGGAGGUGGAGCACAUCACCCAGCACAUCCAGAAGCCCCAGUAUGCCCAUCAGGAGGGUGCGGGUGGCAGCACAGACUCCGGCCCCCACGACACAGACAUGGAUGGCUCCUCUGGCACUUACUGGCCCAUGAACUCUGACCUGGCCGUUCCAGAGCUGGACCUGGGCUGGCCCAUGGUCUUUGGGUUUCGAGGGACAGAGGUGACCACUCUGGUGCAGCCCCCACCCCCAGACAACCCCAGCAUCAAGGAGGAAGCACGCAGGAUGAUCCGGGCGGCACAGCAGGUGGUUGCCAUAGUGAUGGACAUAUUCACAGAUGUGGACCUGCUGGGCGAAGUGCUUGAUGCUGCAGCCCGCAGGGUUCCUGUGUACAUCCUGCUGGAUGAGAUGAAUUCCCAGCUCUUCCUGGACAUGGCAGCCAAGUGCAGAGUCAACCUCAACUACGUGGAAUUCCUCCGGGUGAGAACAGUUUCCGGCCCCACCUACUACUGUCGCACCGGGAAGUCCUUCAAGGGGCAUGUGAAGGAGAAGUUCCUGCUGGUGGAUUGCAUGGUGGUGCUGAGCGGGAGUUACAGCUUCAUGUGGUCGUUCGAGAAGAUCCACCGGAGCAUCGCUCACAUCUUCCAGGGAGAGUUGGUGGCCAGCUUUGACGAGGAGUUCCGCAUCCUCUUUGCCCAGUCAGACCCACUGGUUCCUCCUGCCAAUGUCCUGAUGAAGGCGGCAGAGACCCUCAUGGCACCCUUUGGCAUGGCGCCCUAUGGCAGCAACCUGCCCCUCUUCCCCAAGAAGCACCCCCUGCUCUUCCCCCGGGAAGACAACCUUUUCUCGCCACUGAUGGACAGGGUUGACCCAGACAGGUACUUCCUGUCCUCCUUCAGAAGAGACGACAUGCUGCGCCACACCUUGGAGGGGUCAGCAAUGCGGAUGUAUUCCAAGAAGGUGGAGAUGGAGAACUCCCAGCUGGACCCCGUCCGGGGCUUUCUCCGCUCGAAGCAGCUGGAGAUGGACUCCUUCAAAAGGCACAGCUUUGCAGAAGGGACCUUUGAGAACUUUGCUUCUUCAAAGCAGUUUUCCAGGCAGAUGUUCAUGAACAAUUUGGAUGAUUUUAAAAUUCAAUCCAGCCAUUUUCAGAAAGACCAGUUCUAUCAGUAUCAGUUUGAGCAUCCCCACGGUGCCAACCGGCCCCAGGGGCUCUUUGAGAGAAUAAGGGGAGGCAGGCCCGGGUUCAAUGAAGCGGAGGAUUACACCGACGGCUUCCGGUGCCCGGAAGUAGAAUCUGGUUUCGCCCAGGAGGGCUACCCUCUGCGGCUGGACUACGUGCCUUCCCAUUCCUCCAAGGAAGUAAGGCAUGGCUCUGACCAAGUGAAUGUGGCCGGGAAUGGCCCUCUUGGGCUGCCCUCCUUCCGGACACAGAACAUGGGGCAAAAGUUCAUGUGCCAGACGUCCCCAACCCAGAAACAGAGCCUGGAACAAAGGCUGUUCCUGCAGGACCAAGACCAGGAUGCAGAUCAAGGCAAGAAAGUGCAAGAGAACCGAGCUGGCCUGCGCAACUGGAGAAUUUCCUCGUACCUGAGUGGGUACCAGUCUGACCCAGGAGAGGAGGGUCUCCCGACACCCAUGGAGUCAGAGGCCUACAACGAGGUGCUUGGCCCCACAGAGCCCCUCCCAAGGUUCCCCAGUGACCUCUUCCCCUCUUUCAAACCCCCACUUCCACUUUCAGGAGCUGAGAGGCCAGCUGAGGAGGCCUCUUUGGUGAAGCAGGAUCCUUUCAGGAGCAGGAUAAACCCCUUGAUUCAGAGGAGCUCACGACUCAGGUCAUCCCUUAUUUUUAGUGCUGCAAAAUUGGACCAGCAGAACACGUCGGCUGAGAAAGUCCAGAUGAUUCAAAAAGAGCAGACAUCCAACGAGGUGACAAAGGACAGCGAGACAGUCAAGACCACCACUGCCUCCAAAGUAGCUGAGCUACUUGAGAAGUAUAAGACAGUGGGCAAAGACUCAGAAAGUAUGACCGUCAGUCACACAAAGGCCAUGUCCUCUUUCCUGCAGGAAGAGUCCCAGAAUGCAGAGAGGAAAUGCACCAAGUCGGUGCAGUACAAGAUCUUGGAGAGCCACGUGUCAGACUCCAAAGACUCUCUUGGCAGCUACAAGUUGCACUUGGAGUCAGAUAGGGCAUUUGGAGAGUCCACCUCUGCCGGUCAGCUCACUGAUGUGCUUGGCAAGGAUCCCAUUGCACAGAUGAGCAGUAAAACGGACAAGCUCUCUUCUCGGUUCUACCCAAUAGAGAACAAGCCCAGUCUACCAGAGGAGAGCCUCAUAUUUGUUGGAGAAACUCAGAAACGAGCUCUUGCAGAAAGGAAGGAGAAGCUUUGCUUCAAAGGGGAAGCUCAGAAUCUGCCCGAGACAGAAUUCAAGAAAGCAGAACAAGCCCAGACUGUGGAAGUUCCCUCCAAGGCUCACGGCUCCAACAGCUCCCUCAAUAAGCCAGAGGAAGAUGGCUGUAAGCAGGAGCAGAGCCCACGGGAGUUUUUCAGGAAAGGAUCUCUCAGGCUAAAGCAGCUGCUGAACCCCAAAGGGGAGAAGAAGCCAGAAGAAGACGCCACCCCUGAGAGCUGGAAGCCAGAGAAGCAGAGUGUGGGAGGUGUCAAGCGACUGUCCAAAGGUGACUUCCAGGAAGCAAUAGAGGAAGAGAAGUCUCCAAAGCUGCCUCCUUCCACCCUUGUCCCCAAAGGCAGCCAGUCCCCUCAGCCUCGGUUUCCCUCAUCCACAGCCAAUGUCCUCUACAGCAGCAACCUCCGGGAUGACACAAAGGUCAUUCUUGAGCAGAUUUCGGCUAACAGCCAGAAGAACCGAGCAGAGCUGGCCAGGCAGCUGCCAAGCUCCAGCAACCCAGAGCUGUCCAAGUCGGCCACCAGCUUGGACCACAGAGCUGAGGAGAGAAGCACCGGGAUCCUCCGGUCGGAGAGCUUUGGCAGCCACCGGCGACAUCUGCAGAGGGACCCUUCAGAGGACAGGGACUCCCUCCUGAAAAGGAUGGAGAGCAUGAGGAAGGAGAAGCGGGUUUACAGCCGGUUUGAGGUUUUCUGCAAGAAGGAUGAGCAUGGCGAAGAGGAAGGUGAGCCCGAUGCCAAAGACAAGAAGGUGGGCAAAUUCAUGCCCAAGCUCCUGGGCACAUUCAAAACAAAAAAGUGACUGACGUUGCUGCCCACCUUCAUCUCUCUGGUCCAGAAUCACUUUGCCUGGGACAAAUGCUGAUGGGAAGCCCUCCUGUCAGGACAGCUGCGUUGACCCCCACCCCCACCCCUGGCUGUGGAAUGGGCUGGGCUGGUGGCAGGGGGGGCUCUGGGCCCCUGGAGGGGGGGACAAAAGGGGCACCAGAAGGCGCUGCUUCAAACCAAACACUGUCUGUCGGGGGGAGGGGAGCCCAGCUGACAUGGAGUCCUGUAAUCAUCUGUCAAAGCAGCUUUCUGUGACAAACUUUCUGCUUCUGUGUCAGGAAUUGGCGGGUGCUGAGCUGCUUUUUGGGUUAAGAUCCAGCCUUUCUUGUCCAAUAUGGCCAUUCUGGCUUAGUGCCAACCUCAGUGAAAGCAUCACUGGCAACUCUACAGCAGCCUUCACAGCACCAGAAGAUGCCUACUUGACCAGCAAUGGGGACCCACCACUUAGCCAAAUCUUUCUCAGAGAGAUUGUUUCUAGUCUCUCUCUCUCUCUCUCUCUCUCUGUGUGUGUGUGUGUGUGUGUGUGAGUGGACAAGGCACUUGAGGGGCUGGGGGUACCAAGGGGAUCUGUGUAAACAGCAUUUGCAAUUGCAGGGUAGGCUGAGACUUAGGUUGGCAGAGCUGGCUGGGUGCUGACUUGCACCACUGCCCAUGUCACCAUUGCAAGGCAGAUGAGGCUUCCUCCAGGCGCUGGCAGGAGGGAAGAAACAACCCUGCUGGGCAGGGUGAGGAUAGGAAGAGGAGACGACAGUUCUCUGCUGAAGGACAGGGGCUUUUGCGUCACAUAAGUAGCUUCUUCUGCACCACCCUUCUUCUCACACUUCCCCUCCUGCCCCAAUCCUGAUACCCUCCACUGUCACUCAGGGCUCCUCCAGGCACCCUAUUUAUUGAGCAUCCUCCUUCCUGACUUGCUUCCACAAAGCUCCUGCACAGGAGACAAGGCUGCAUCCAGCCUUCAUUGGGCAUUUGUUCUCAUUUGCUUGCUGGGAGGUUAUACGACAAUGAGCAUCCAUCUUGGAUGGUUUAGACAUCUUGCUGGUCAUCAUUCAUUCAUCCCACACUUUUCAGUGUGUUUCCCUAUCACUUUCCUAAUUGCCCAAAGACUGCUUUUUCUUUUAAGUGGCUUUGUGGUGCUAGGGUGUCAGAGAGGGGUUUGAAUCACUUUAAUUGUGCAAACCUGAAUUUACAGCAUGAAUUGCUCCCAUGAGUCUGGAGGUGCGCAGACUAAAGUGGGCUGCUCCAUUUCAGACUGCAGGCAGAGCUCAUGUGAAAGAAUGCUCCUUCAUAAGUAAAUGUUCUUCCUUCCACAUAGAAAAUGACUUGCUGGCUUAAUCUUCCUGAAAUGAUUGUUGUCUAUGUGCAGGGAACUCGUUCCCUGGGAGGAGCAUUCACUCCUUUGAACUCCAUUCUGAACUGCAGCAGCUGCGGCUGGCCCAGCUGGGGCAGGAACUGCGGCUGAGUGGAAGAGGACUGCUGUUGUGCGUAGGAAGCCCCAGGGCAGCAAAGGUCCCUGGUGCCUCCCAUUAGACCAGUCUCAGUGAGCAGCACAGCCAGAAAAGGCUUUGGAGAAAGAGGAGAGGCGAAUCAGGCCAUGGACAGAAGCAGCUGACAAGGGGAGCAGACACACAGAUAAUGUUUAAUGGCUGUGGUUCAAGUUGCCCACCCUGCUGGAAUGAUUACCAGCAAGAGGAUUCAAGCCAGGUCUUGGCCAGGAAUCCCACCCCACCCCCCCACCCCUCGUGCAGCAGUGGAAACCAUUGCCCACACAUGCUGAACCAGGAGCACUUAAGAGAGGCAACUAUUUAUGUCCCUGGAAAUAAACCAAUAGGCAUGUAAACCACCACUGCUUUAUGAGGAUGGUUUUCAGGGUGAGAGCAAAACCCACACAGGUUGUUAGAAGCUGGCAGCCAACGGGGAGAACCUGAUGUCCCUCCCUUUCCUCCUUGUGCUGCCUCUCUGCAUGCUGCCUUUGAAAGACAGAUUCUGUUGUUGAGGAAGCACAGCACAGCAGUACUUCCACGUAAGCAUGCAAAGGAGCACUGCCAUGUCCCUUUUGGGAGCUGUCACUCCAAGCCAUUGCUGCUUCCCCAAACAUAAGGUGGCCUCUCCCCAAAUCUCAGGGUGAGGGGGAUGCUACCUGCAAGCAUGGGCAGCCACCAGGCUGGAGCAUUUCUCAUGGUUUCAAUUGUGUGAACUUACAAAUUCAUGGAGGAGAGUUAAGGUGACUGCCAGUCAUGAGAGCCAUGUCCUGCCUCCAAGAACACCAAUCGCGAAGGGUCGCCACAGGGAGAGGCUGUUGUGCUCAUGUUCUGCUUGUGGGCUUCCCAGGAGCAUCUGCUGGGCCUCUGAAAGGAACCCAGAGCUGGACUGAAGGGCCCUCCCUUGCUCCAGUUCAGCUGCAGGGUUCUCUGUCUCUUCUGGACACCAUGCUAGUUGGUUUGGUUUGUGAAUGUCUUGAGAAGUGAAGAAAUGAAAGAAUCAAAGUAGAUGAUGGAAGGCUGGGAAUAUUGCACUGAAGAGCAGACCAUGAAGAGGGGACCAUGAAUGACUGCAGACAGGCCCAAGCUGUAAGGUGGAGUGCCAUUGACCAUUUGACUGCAUGUGCAGAGCCACAAGCCUCUGCUAAUCCUGAAGCACAGUUAAGUUGCUUAAAAUGCCAACUGGGUAGCAUUCAGCUGUCCACUGAAAUGUAGAAGCUACUUCUGGAGCAGGGCCCACAGGACUAACAAUUGGAGCAGGUGACAGGCAGAGGCCACCCAGCCAAAGCCACAGCAGAGGGGAGGGGGGCACAGAAAUACUGUAACAGGAGGGUUAACAUUCUGCACUAAAAGCAAUAAUAAGUUCUGUGACUGGAAUAAACUAUGCAAAUGUACAUACAA